Molecule: messenger RNA, 1755 nt
Organism: Trematomus bernacchii (emerald rockcod)
Lineage: Eukaryota; Metazoa; Chordata; Actinopteri; Perciformes; Nototheniidae
Product: chondroitin sulfate N-acetylgalactosaminyltransferase 1-like
Exons: 9
Coding region: 40-1638 (532 amino acids)
Cellular component (GO): Golgi cisterna membrane
Molecular function (GO): glucuronosyl-N-acetylgalactosaminyl-proteoglycan 4-beta-N-acetylgalactosaminyltransferase activity
Source: RefSeq, a predicted model, not a curated record
AGCCUCCAGUGGUUAAGGCUUGUUCAAAGACUACCCACCAUGUUUAAACGGUGGCUUUUGGCCCUGGUGGCCCGGGUCGGCCUCAUUGUGCUGGGCCUCUGCUGCUGUCUGUUCCUGUUCUACCUCCUCGCCUGUAAACCCGCGUCACACAGCAGCCAGCAAUCUCUUUCUUGGUCUGCGGGGGCCACCAGUAAGGAGGGAUACAUGGCUUUGUUGCAGGAAAGAGAGGAGUCUCACAGACAUUACAUGAACAGCCUGAGCAAGCAGAUAGCCCAGCUGAAGGAAGCUCUGCAGGAAAGGACGCAGCAGCUUCAGGAGACCCUGGAAAAGGCUAAAACAAGAGGGAUUCUGCCUCAGGGUCUGGAGAGUUUGCACAAAACCCCGACACAGACCGACAUGAAGGAGUUCUUCCGCUCCCAGCUGAGCCAGGCCGAGGUGAACUCAGGUGUGAAGCUGCCCAGCGAGUAUGCAGUGAUUCCUUUCGACACUUUCACUCUGAGGAGGGUGUACCAGCUGGAGACAGGGUUGACAAGACACCCAGAAGAGAGGCCUGUGAGGAAAGAUCACAGGGACGAGCUGAUAAGCACGCUGGAGACAGCUCUGCACGUCCUGAACGGGCCGCAGCAACGCGCAGACAACACAAGGCGGAAGCGCACAUACUCCCCUGCAGACUUCAUUGAGGGGUUGACCCGUACUGAGCGGGACAGAGGAACUGUUUAUGAGCUGAUGUUUAAAGGCGACGGCCCACGGGACUUCACACAGGUCGUCCUCUUCAGGCCGUUUGGUCCCGUGCUGAAGGUGAAGAGCGAGAGCGUGAACACGCGCAGCAUGCUCAUCAACAUCAUUGUACCUCUGUCCAAGAGGCCGGAGGCUUUCAGGCAAUUCAUCAACAACUUCAGAGAAGUGUGCAUCCAGAAGGACAGCAGGGUUCAUCUGACUGUGGUCUACUUUGGUCGAGAUCAGAUAGAUCAGGUGAAGGCAGUCCUGGAUCAGACCACCAGAGAAACUCGGUUCAGGAGCUUCACUCUGAUCCAGCUGAAUGAGGAGUUUUCUCGUGGUCGAGGGUUGGAGGUGGGCGCCCGGGCGUGGAGGCGCGGCCAGAACGCUCUGCUCUUCUUCUGUGAUGUUGACAUCCACUUCACCGCUGACUUCUUAACUUCUUGUCGUCUCAAUGCAGAACCUGGUAAGAGAGUGUACUACCCAGUGCUCUUCAGCCAGUACAAUCCGUCUAUUAUCUACAGUAAUCAGAGUCUUUUACCCCCAGUUCAACAACAACUGGUGAUAAAAAAAGACACUGGAUUCUGGAGAGACUUUGGGUUUGGUAUGACAUGCCAGUACAGGUCUGAUUUCCUCAACAUAGGGGGUUUUGACCGCAGCAUCAAAGGCUGGGGGUUGGAGGACGUGCACCUGUACAGGAAGUACCUCCACAGUAAGCUAAUGGUGAUUCGCUCUCCAUCCCGGGGCCUUUUCCACCUGUGGCACGAGAAGGACUGUGCAGACGAGCUCCCUCCAGACAAAUACAAGAUGUGUAUGCAGACCAAAGCCAUAAACGAGGCCUCGCACGGCCAGCUCGGGGAGCUUUUAUUCAAACCAGAGAUCGAAGCUCAUUUGGGCAAGCAGAAAAACCAAGGAACAUGAUAAGGACAAAGCGAAAGGGCUUUUGGUUAUUUUUGUUAUCUCUGUUUAGUGUGUUCUUGUUUCAUGAUAAUUUAUAUUUACUGACAAUAAGUAUUCAGCUUCAAACUAAAUAUUUUU